AUGCCUCAUCAUGCUGUAGUACGCGAACCAAAGGAACGUACGAAAGUUAGGAUUGUGUAUGAUGCGUCGUCCAGAGAUAGAGAUAGACAGUCACUCAAUGAUUGUUUAGAUAGUGGUCCCAAUCUUAAUCUAGAUUUGCUCAGGAUUAUUUUAAGAUUUCGUUAUCACCCAAUUGCUUUUAGUGCUGAUAUUCAGAGAGCAUUUUUAGAGAUUGGCAUAGUAGAGAAGGAUCGAAAGUUUUUGCAGUUUUUAUGGAAAAAUGAGGGGGGAACCAAAUUUGAUUUCAAUGGUCAUGAUAUCAGAAUUUUACAAAUGACAUGUGUUCCUUCUGGUGUGAAAUGCAGUCUUUUUAUUUUGACAGGAGCUAUACGACUUCAUUUAAAGAAAUAUAAAAAAUCACACAGUGAAGCAUAUUCUAUUUUGAAAGAACUUUAUGUUGAUGACUUAAUAAUUGGGGCAUCAACUGUUGAAGAAGCGGUAUCUCUUGCAAGAGAUUAA
This is a messenger RNA of Stegodyphus dumicola, 498 nucleotides long. RefSeq lists its product as uncharacterized. NCBI's taxonomy places the organism in Eukaryota, Metazoa, Arthropoda, Arachnida, Araneae, Eresidae. The record is from RefSeq and is a predicted model, not a curated record.